Messenger RNA from Nothobranchius furzeri (turquoise killifish), 1842 nucleotides. NCBI's taxonomy places the organism in Eukaryota, Metazoa, Chordata, Actinopteri, Cyprinodontiformes, Nothobranchiidae. The record is from RefSeq and is a predicted model, not a curated record.
AUGUACAGAAGCAUCACCUUCUUCCUCAGCAGUCUUCUCAUCCUGGUGCUACUGAUGUGGAGUCAAAUUAGUUGCCGUUUGUCCAUCCCGUCUUUGUGCCUCCUGAUGUCCGCCUUCGCCUGGCAGGUGGUCCAGUGUUGUAAUGUGGUUCAUUAUAGGAAAGUGGAGGAGCUGGUGGUGCUGGUGACGGAGCUGGCUCCAGAGCUGCUCACAGCCAGAGAAAGAGUUCAGCUCCUGCUCAGACUCAGAGCAAGGCUUGUGCUGGAGUUGUGUCGUAGUGAGAGCACCGCCACGCCGCUGCACGUCCAGCCCCAUCUGGAUGUCAUUUUAAACCUGAAGAUGAGCUCUGGCUGUGAUCAGGAGGACUUUGAAGAGCUGGAGAAGUCCAAAACUAACUUCGUGGAGGUUGUUCAAACUUUGUUUCAGGACCCAGAAGAAAGGGAGAGGUUUUUCACGGAGGUCUUCCCCAUCCAUUACGGCCAACAAUAUGAAGCCACGUUACAAUCACUAGUGUGGAAAUUCAUCUCCAGACUGGACAGCCUGCUGCCCAUCCCUGACAUAAAACAGACAGCUGAGUGGCUCAGCAGCACCCCCUCUGUCUUGGAAGAAUGUGGACAACUGGUUUUAGGGCGGGAACAUCUAAAGGAGCUGUUGGACUUCCACCAGAAACAAGCUAAACACAAGUGUUUCUCUCAAACUCAGAAUAUGUUUUUGCCCUUUCUGUCCCUGCAUCCCAAACCCAGUUCAAACCAGGAAGAGUCUCCAAUCAGUGAUGAAGAGGGGUUUGAUUUAGAUAAAGAAUCAUCUGAGGAAAACCAGACUGAACCAGUUGUGGACGAUUCAGGGAGAAGGGAUGAUGGAAAAAAUCAACAAAGUGAAGGUUCUGGUCCAUCUACGCUCCAUUACUGCUCUAAAUGCUCCUACACUGUUGGCAAAGUGUCAGAUCUUCUUCAGCACAUCAGACGGACACAUCUGAUCCAGAAACCUGGUAACAUCUUUAGGAAUUAUAUCACUCUGAUGAGGGGAACAACAAUGAUGAGGGGAACAACAAUCCCUGGACUGAAAAUCAGCAAAUUUUCAAAGGAAGACGCGUCCUCUAACAGCAAAGGUCCUCCAUAUCAGUGUGAUAAGUGCGACAAGAAGUAUCCCUCUAAAUGGUACCUGACUAUCCACUACCGGAGUCACACCGGUGAGAUGCCAUUUUUGUGCUCCACCUGCGGAAAAGGCUUCAAGUCUUUAAAUGCUCUAAAUUCACACUCACGCACACACACGGGGGAUUGGCGCUAUAAAUGUGACAUAUGUGGAAAGACCUCCAUCCAGCAAAUGGCAAGACACAUGCGCAUGCACCGAGGGGAGAAGAACUAUCUGUGUUCAGAGUGUGGGAAGGCUUUCCUCUCCUCCGGGGAGUUGAGGCUGCACAUGCGCUCCCACACCGGCGAGAGGCCUUACAAGUGUAAACAAUGUGGGAAAGGUUUCAUCGCAAAGUGUCAUCUGACCCGUCACACUCGCCAACACACCGGAGAGAAGCCUUACAGGUGCUCGCUUUGUCCCAAGACUUUCUACAGUUUGAGAGACAAGAAGAGACACCUGAUGAUCCACACACACAAGAAGUCUUUUCAGUGCUUGACGUGCGAAAGACAAACCUGCAUCAUGCUUUUGUUUGCCGUACCUCAAACUCUGAAAUUAGUUCCAUGCAGAGAAUCACUCGCCACUCGUCUGACCCCCAUGACCUCAUCAGGACACCCCCCCCCCCCCCCCCCCCCCCGGACCGAACCCAACAGAGCCAAGGACUCUGACUCAAGACAGUCAACCCACAGAUUAGUCAUGCAGGUCAAACGCUGA